AUGGCGCAAACCCCACGAGGCCAGAGGUGCGAGGAGGCAGCUGUAACGGCCUUCGUGGCAAGCCAGAGACCGGUCGGGCAACAAGCUGGCUCUGCCUCGCCCGCCACGUUGGGUCAGAGUCCAAGUGCCGUGGAGGAUGUGCUGGAUGUAGAGAACAAGCGUAUGGCAGACAGCCUAGCCAGCAAGGUCACCAGGCUGAAGUCGCUGGCCCUGGAUAUUGACAAAGAUGCUGACGAACAAAACCGUUACCUGGAUGGCAUGGAUUCAGAUUUUAUGAGCGUGACUGGCCUGCUAACCGGCAGUGUGAAGCGUUUCUCCACCAUGACGCGGUCCGGGAGGGAUAAUCGCAAGUUGCUCUGUUAUGUUUCAGCGGGACUGAUUGUUGUUUUCUUCAUCCUCUACUAUCUUGUGUCCAAAGCAGGGACUUGAGCUUGUUGUUCUGCAAGUUUUACAGAACAAAAAACAUGACGAUUGACAGACUUGUUCAACGCCUUUCUCAGUCUGCCCUGUGGUGGAGUCUUUGAGGUGUUCCAGACAGACCUUCCAAAUAACUUUUCUUUCCACCAGCUUCUUGUCAUUGUUCUGGCUGGUCUCAGACAUCUCUUUAUAAAAUGAGUAUUUGAUUCUAAAUGGAUUUUGAUGUUGUUGAAUGCUUACGCCUUUAUCUCUAGCCUUGUUGUCCAUGUCUUGCAGCCUAUUUUUAAGGGCCACUUUUGUGUUACCUCCCUUACUGAUAUUCGGUACUAGGCUUGUGAGGCAAAUCUGGAGACUUGUCGAUACUCAAAAGUUUAAUAAACCAGCCGAGCUUUGGAAGCUAUAGUAUUUAGGAUGCUGAUUAUGAGAUUCAGAAGUAUGAAUGUGUGACUUACAUUCCGGUGUGGCCACUCAGCUGAUACCUGGUCUGUUUCCCCUUGACUUGGAGACCUGUUAAUAACCGUGGUGUCCCUGGGUAGAAAUGAAAUCUUUACUGCUUUGUAAUGAAAUUAACAGCAGAUCUGGACCCUGAUACUCUGUAAUUGUUGCAGUGAAGAGUUGCAGAGGAGCAAGACUUUAUUUAAAUGCUAGCUCGGUCUUCUUUAUCAUCCUUCUGGGUAAAGCUGGGGAUGAACCCUGCAAGAAAGGAGGGCCAAAGUCCAUAAGCCACCUUGAUUUACACACGUAUAGUAUCUUCCAGUACCUUUCCACACACUUGCAAACGCACUCCCUUAGACUAUUAAAUCGGUGUAAAGAAAAUCUGACAGCAAGAGGUCCAGUUAAUUUCAGUUAUUAUGGUACCCUGGUAUUACAGCACUUUGGGAAGAUGAUGUGCAAAUAAAAGCAGAGGUUGAGGUCAAGUGAAACUCCUAAACAGUGCUGUUGGGGUGGUGGUGGAGGUCAAGGAAGGAUUUGAUGGGAGGGUUGCCUUGUUUGCUUAUUUAUUCAUGUAGAAGGUAACCUAGGAAACCCUUGCUUUGCCUUUCAUAGUGCUUUGGGGAUCCCUGCCUGCAGUGCUCGUGUGAGAUGUGUGGCAAGGCACAUCCCUACCAGUUUUGUUAACAAAGCAGUCGUUCCUGAUGAACAUGCAAUGCGUGCCGGAUUUCCUCGCCCAAGGUGGUGCACGCAGCUCUGGGAGCGCAGUAGCUGGGAACUCCAUCUUCCCUUCAUCCUCCUUGCCUUUUGUUGGGCUGAUCCUUGGGCUGCUCACUAGUGUCACGACCCCAGCUGUGUUCUUCCGUAGCUGAAUUAUUUAAGUCUGCCUAUGACUGAAGUAAGAGAUAUGUAACUUUAAAAAUACUGUGCCUGUUGGGAGAAAGGAAAAAUAAUUU
Pygoscelis adeliae (Adelie penguin) is the source of this 1805-nucleotide messenger RNA. RefSeq names its product Bet1 golgi vesicular membrane trafficking protein-like (gene BET1L). Gene Ontology annotation, cellular component: SNARE complex; Golgi trans cisterna. The transcript is spliced from 4 exons. Gene Ontology annotation, molecular function: SNAP receptor activity. The coding region runs from base 1 to 429 and encodes 142 amino acids. Gene Ontology annotation, biological process: regulation of retrograde vesicle-mediated transport, Golgi to ER; retrograde transport, endosome to Golgi. Lineage: Eukaryota; Metazoa; Chordata; Aves; Sphenisciformes; Spheniscidae. The record is from RefSeq and is a predicted model, not a curated record.